AUGGACCAGCUGGGAACCCACAACAUGAAUUUAGUGACCUAUGAUGAUGUGCAUGUUGGCUUCACUUGGGAAGAAUGGACUUUGCUGGAUCCUUUCCAGAAGAAUCUCUACAAAGAUGUGAUGCUGGAGACCUACUGGAACCUCACUUCUAUAGGGUACAUUUGGAGAGACAAUACUACUGAUGAACAUUUUCAAAGUUCCAGAAGACAUGGAAGGUAUGAAAGAAACCAAACUGGAGAGAAACCUGUAUAUUUUCAAUGUGGUAAAGCCUUUGCAUAUGAGAGUCAUCUUCACAGGCAUGAAAGAACACAUAGUGGGGAGAAAAUCUUUGAAUGUAAUCAGUGUGGUAAAGCCUAUAGUCAUCAGAGUAGUCUUCAGAUGCAUAAAAAAACUCAUACUGGAGAAAAACCCUAUGAAUGUAACCAAUGUGGUAAAGCCUUUGUUCAUCACAAUAUUCUUCGAAGGCAUGAAAGAAUACAUACUGGAGAGAAACCCUAUGAAUGCAAUCAAUGUGGUAAAGCCUUUGUUCAUAACAAUGGUCUUCAAGUACAUAAAAGAAGACAUACUGGAGAGGAACCCUAUGAAUGUAAGCAAUGUGGCAAAGCCUUUGCACAAUAUGGUCAUCUUCAAAGGAAUGAAAGAUCUCAUACUGGAGAGAAACCCUAUGAAUGUAUUCAGUGUGGUAAAGCAUUUGUGCGUCAAAGUCAUCUUGAAAUGCAUAAAAGAACACAUACUGGAGAAAAACCCUAUGAAUGUAUUCAAUGUGGUAAAGCCUUUGCACAACAGAGUAAUUUUCAAGUGCAUGAAAGAACACAUACUGGAGAGAAGCCCUAUGAAUGUAUGCAAUGUGGUAAAGGCUUUGCAAAGCGUGGCAGUCUUCAAAUGCAUGAAAGAACACACAGUGGAGAGGAUGUGGCCAUAGACUUCACCCUGGAGGAAUUGGGUUGCCUGGAGUCUGCUGAGAGGCCUUUGCCUGGCAAAGACGAGUUGAAGAACUAUACCAACCUGGUCUCUACAGGACAUUCUGUGUCAACACAAGAGCUCUUCACCAACCUUGACCAAAGCAAACAUUCCUGGAAUGAGGCCAUAGAGCAGAGAGGAUUUGAAGAACCUGGUCUUUCUGUAUCAAAACCAGAGCUAGUCACCUGGCUUAAACAAAACAAUGAACCCUGGAUCAUGAACAUAGAAGUAGCAGAGGAUAGAGAACCAGAGGACAAUGUCACCCCAGAAAGAGCUGCGAGGGCAAGGAAAUACCAGUCAUUAGUGGUCAACCAAUGUUUGCUCUGGUUUUCCACCAAGGCUAUUGUAAAAGGAGCCAUGGAACCACACUGA
Messenger RNA from Peromyscus eremicus (cactus mouse), 1332 nucleotides. RefSeq names its product zinc finger protein 120-like. Lineage: Eukaryota; Metazoa; Chordata; Mammalia; Rodentia; Cricetidae. Bases 1 to 1332 code for a protein of 443 amino acids. Gene Ontology annotation, biological process: negative regulation of transcription by RNA polymerase II. The record is from RefSeq and is a predicted model, not a curated record. Gene Ontology annotation, molecular function: DNA-binding transcription repressor activity, RNA polymerase II-specific. The transcript is spliced from 8 exons.